Messenger RNA from Erinaceus europaeus (western European hedgehog), 5647 nucleotides. RefSeq names its product pleckstrin and Sec7 domain containing 4 (gene PSD4). Gene Ontology annotation, biological process: regulation of ARF protein signal transduction. Gene Ontology annotation, cellular component: ruffle membrane. Gene Ontology annotation, molecular function: protein binding; phospholipid binding; guanyl-nucleotide exchange factor activity. The transcript is spliced from 19 exons. The coding region runs from base 596 to 3646 and encodes 1016 amino acids. NCBI's taxonomy places the organism in Eukaryota, Metazoa, Chordata, Mammalia, Eulipotyphla, Erinaceidae. The record is from RefSeq and is a predicted model, not a curated record.
CGCCCUGCGCUGCGGGGCCCGGCCACCGCCUCCCUCCCGGAAACCCAGCGCAGCGCAAGAACCAGAGCCUGCCUGCCAUCCCCGCCCCCCGCGCAGCAGGCGCCCGCAGCCCUCCCCGCUCGGGCCCUACCUGGGCACCGGGCCAUGGGGCGCCUGGGCCGGCGGGAGGUCGGAGCAUGAGCCUGGCGGGAAUGGGUGAGGGCCAGGCUGGGGGUGCCAUCGCUGCUGCCCUCGACGAUCACUGUGCCGCCAGGGGUCGCGCUGAGCCGGUAAUCACCUGCGCAGUGGCUUUGAGCUGGGUUCACUGAGGGCAGGGGGCCUGAACCGAUGAGGACUGCAAGGAAAAGCAGAGAGGAGAGGAGGUGGUGCUGUUUCUUUUCAGCACAGACCAGACCAAGGAGAUGAAAUUUGAGCAGAGAUCUGAUUGUAGUCAAGACAAUCUGACAGUCUGGGGGAAUAACAUUCCAGGAAGAGUCAACAACAAGUGCAAAGGCCUAGGGGUAUGGACAAGGGUUCACCUAAACAUCAUGGGCCAACCUAAAAAGAGCUAAAGUGGAAGCAGGGACAGGAGAGGGAACCAGCUCACACUCUGAAGAUGGACAACGAGAGACUCUCUGGACAUCCUGAACACAUGGAAUUUCUCAGCAACUGUUUGGGAGAUAACCUCCAGCCCCAUCCAGGACCCAGCUUAAUGGUAGCAUGCAGCCACCCUGACCCUCCCAAGCCUGGUGGGGAUCAGACUUGGGCAUUGGACUCUCCUGAUUUCACGUGGCCAGAUCCUCCCAUGGAUUCUAGUGCUGAGCCCAUGCAGCAGCUUGGGAGUGACUCUUCCCCAGGGGACACAAAGCAGAAUCAGAGCAGUUCCACCCAGGUGGUGUUCUGGGCCGGCAUUCUGCAGGCCCAGAUGUGUGUCCUGGACUUGGAGGAAGAACUGGAGAAGACAGAGGACCUCAGGACUGAACUGAGAUGCUGCCUCCCUACAUCCCCUACAAAUUUCCCCACUUACUCCUCCACCCUUGAAGGUCCCCAGGACUCAGACCUUCACCCUCGUCCACCUGUGGAGGAGGGCUUAGGGGAAGACAGCAGUAGGCCAGAAGAGGAGAACCAGAUCACAGAGUGGCGAAAAGAGGGAACACCAGGCUCGACCCCAGAGUGGGGGCCUGAGGAGGAGAGUGUGUUCUUCGAUAACCCGCUCUUCCUGGAGAGCCCUUCCUCAGACACCAGUGCUCCAGGAACAUGCUUUUCCUGGGGGUUCACAGAAUCGUUUUCAGAUGUGAAGACUGGAUCUGAGAACCCCCAGAGGAUGGAAUCUGAGAUCCCACAGAGGACAGGGCCUGAGAGCCCUCAGGUUCUGGAGCCUCCACUUUCAGGAGAUGCAGCGCUGUGGGAGCUGGGAAGUAAAUCAAAUGGGGAAGGUGGAACAGCUGAGUCCAGUGGACAUACUACUCCUCCAUUCCUCAUGCCCACCUACAGACUGCACUCCUUCUCCUGGGUUGCACUGGACACCUCUGAGGAGUCUCUCAAAGAACUCCCUGACUUGGGGGAGAAGAAGACUUCUCUGGGAGACAAUCUUAACCCUGCCCCAUCUGCAGCAUCCUGUGAGGACCAAGCAUUGACCCAGAAAACAGGAGACUUUGGAUGUCACCCCAACCCUGCCACACAUUCUGUGCAACAUUGGGCUUUUCUCAGCCCUGAAAGCAGGCUUACAGAAGAGAGUCCUUCUUGGCACCAGGUACCACUUCACUCUCAUGACCAAGGUGACAGGGAUGCUAAACGUCCCCAAGAGUCUGUUUCCUACACUUUAGCCCCAGGCCCCUGGGGUAGCCCAGCUUCUUCGCCAGAGCCUACUAGCCCUGAGUCUAAGAGCAGAAGCCCUGGCCCCAGGCCCAGUCCUGUGACCAACCAGGAAGGCAGCCUUCAGCUCCAGAGCCAAGACUCAGAUCAUGUUUUCCCUGAGCGGACACUAGAUGCUUCAUGCCUAUCACUCUUGGGAACUGAUGGGACAGAGCCAAGGUUCCAGGAGAAAGAAGAGGCAGGAGAAGUCCCAAAUCCAGGGAAGGACAUAAACAGUGAAGCUCCAGCUGGGAUUGCAGCCACGGCAGCUGUGCUGUCAGACAUUCACGUGACUUCUGUGGAAGAAUUGGCUGAGAGCCCCAUGCCACAAGCCCUGCCUCCGGAGGGUGGCCAAAGGCCACAGACUAGAGACAAGCUGGCUAAUGGGGUCAAGAAUGACAAGGUGGCCUGGAACUUGGCGUCUCGCCUCUACCACCUGGAGGGCUUCCGCAAGUCUGAAGUGGCUGCCUACCUAAGGAAGAACAAUGAGUUCAGCAGGGCUGUGGCUGAGGAGUACUUGUCCUUUUUUCAGUUUGGAGGCCAGAGCUUGGACCGUGCCCUCCGGGGCUUCCUCCAGGCCCUUGUGCUCAGUGGAGAGACCCAGGAGCGGGAGAGAAUUCUCUACCAGUUCUCUAGACGCUUCUAUCACUGCAAUCCUGGGCUCUUCUCCUCAGUAGAUUGCGUGCACACCUUGACCUGUGCCAUUAUGCUCCUUAACACUGACCUGCACGGACAGAACAUUGGGAAAAGCAUGAGCUGCCAAGAAUUCAUCAACAACCUGAAUGGCCUGCGGGAUGGUGGGAACUUCCCCAAGGAGCUGCUGAAGGCCCUCUACUGGUCCAUCCGAAGUGAGAAGCUGGAAUGGGCUGUAGAUGAAAAUGUAGCAGCUAAACCUGAGAAGACUCGACUGUCUCCUCUAGCCAGCAAAAUGAGCAGUCCCUUCCUGCAGCUGGCCCAGGAUCCCGUGGUGCCCAUCUACAAACAAGGCAUCCUGGCUCGAAAGAUGCAUCAUGAUGCAGAUGGCAAGAAGACGCCCUGGGGCAAGCGCGGCUGGAAAAUGUUCCACACCAUGCUUCGAGGGAUGGUCCUCUAUUUCCUGAAGGGAGAAGACCACAACCCUGAGGGGGAGAGCUUGGUGGGGCAGAUGGUGGAUGAGCCUGUGGGGGUGCACCACUCACUGGCCAGCCCAGCCACCCACUACACCAAGAAGCCGCAUGUCUUCCAGCUUCGGACUGCUGACUGGCGCCUCUACCUCUUCCAGGCACCCACUGCCAAGGAGAUGACUUCCUGGAUUGCUCGCAUCAAUCUGGCUGCAGCCACGCACUCUGCACCGCCCUUCCCGGCUGCUGUGGGCUCCCAGCGCAGAUUCGUGCGGCCCAUCCUACCCAUGGGCCUGACCCAGAGCUCCCUGGAGGAGCAGCAUCAAUCCCAUGAGAACUGCCUCGAUGCCGCCUCCGAUGACCUGCUGGACCUUCAGAGGAAUCUGCCUGAGAGGAGGGGGCGCAGCCGCGAGCUGGAGGAGUACCGGCUGCGGAAGGAGUAUUUGGAGUAUGAGAAAACUCGCUAUGAGAUGUAUGUGCAGCUACUGGUGACCCGUCUACACUGCCCCUCGGAUGACCUAGACCUGUGGGAAGAGCAGCUGGGGAGGGAAGCUGAAGGCCCCCGGGAGUCCAAGCCUAGUCUGAAGAAGUCCCACUCCAGCCCAUCUCUGCAACAGGACGAGGCCCCCACCACGGCCAAGGUGAAGCGCAACAUCUCAGAACGCAGAACCUACCGGAAGAUCAUCCCUAAGCGGAACCGCAAUCAGCUGUGAAGCUUGUGCCUCUUUAUAGAUGCUGGACCUCUUAUCUGAGGAGGACCUGAAGGAAAACUCCCAGAGAGGCCUCAUUUCUAUGGGUGCAUGAUGUGGGAGGAGACCACCCCUUCCCUGCUGAAGGAUAAGCUGUUUCCCUUUCUCACUUGAUGGAGCUUUCCCAAGCCCUGGACAGUCCCUCAACUGCCCUAAUCCCUGCCUUCUGAGGGACUCCACUCCCAGUAUGCCUUGUCACCUUCCACUUCUUUAGAGUCCCGAGAGGACACAUUUCCUGGUCCUGGAGGCAGCUCAGUCCCUGCUUGAGAAUCAGAACUCACUAGACUCUGCAUUCCUGGGAGAGCCUUGGGGUGGCAGAGGCCUCUGGACUGUUAGGUGAGGGGGGUCAUAACCCUGAGCAUGAUCUUGCCGUGAGAAUCAGGUGACCUGCUAUAAGAGGCCCUGGGAGACUCCAACCAGCCUCCUUAGACAGAUGACAGAGUCAGUCAGGCCUGGUCCCCUGGCCAGACAGACUUUGGGGAAGGGCAAGCCCUCCUUGAGGGUGACUCUGAGUCCAUUGUGCCAUUAUUUCUUUCUGGCUCCUUUUCCCCUCCAGUCAUUCAUGCACCAAGGACAAAUGCGAGAUAUCCCACCUCAGCCACCAACAGAACAGUGAGGGCCAGAAGGGGUAUGACCUCCAGAGCACUGCUGAGAACAUGGAACAAGGGGUUUUUGUUUCCCCAGACCUAGGAAGGACAUUCUCCAGCCUCAGACCCCUAGAUUGUUAAGGGGUAAGAGGUAGUAGUGCUACCUUGGAGGCUUUCUUGACAAGAGCCCUGGCUUAAGUGAGUUGUGGAGGUCAGCAGUGGCCCUCUUGCCACACACCCACACCAUAGAGCCCCAUUCCUGAAGGGCACCAGGGCCACACCUCUUCCCACUACCCCCACAUUCACUCUUAGAGGGCUUGCUGGUUCCCUGGGAAGUCCCCUUGAGUUGCCCUCUGGCUGCCUCCCAGCUGGACCUGUUUUCUGGGGAGGCUUCAGAGACUCUGGGUCUUGAAGCUCCGCCUGUGGGGAGGAGGCUGGGCUGGAGGAUCAGCCACCAUUGUCUCUGUCCAGCCAAGUGUGAGAGCAGACUGCUCUCCAGGAGGGGCCUCUGUGCUGCCAGCCAACACCUGCUGGCUGACACACUGCCUCUCCAGCCUUCUGCUGGGCCACCCUCCUCCCCCUCUAUGCUUGGAAAUAGCUGUGGAUCCUGGAACAUUACCAAGCAGGGGGUGGGUCACUAUGAGUGUCUGGCUAGUACCAAAGGCUGACCCAUGUACCCAGUGGGUAUGCAAUAAAUAUAGACCAAUGAAGAUGGGAGUGUGUUUAUAUGGGGGGAUCUGGGAAAUCAGAGCCACCUGCAGGAUGCCAUUGUUCCCUUUGCACUGUGUGACUGUGUGUCUGUGUUUAUAUGAAUACCUGUGUGCAUGUCUGCAGGAUACUGUGCUCCUAUGAGGGGGGGUUACACAUUUAUUGAUAUGUCAUAGCCAGCAGGAAUCUUUUAUCCUUUAUUCAUAUGUUUGUCCAUUCAUUCUACAAAUAACUGAAUGCUUUUUAUGGGCUAGUACUAUGGAACUCAAAAUAUUAAUCAAGCAUGCACCUGCCCUCCAGGAGCUGAUAGUCCUGCUCUGUGGUUCCCAGCUGUCAACAUAGAAGCACACUGGAUCUUGCUGGUGUGCUGAAGAUACGUUUUUCACCUGAAGCCUGGAGAUUUUGAUUCAGUAGCUCUGGGCCAAGAUCUAUAUAUUGAUUUUAAAGCUCCUUAGAGAACUGAUGGACACAGGUGGCUUACAACCUGGGCAGAGUCUAGCUGCCUAAGUUUAUUGGGGUAGAAACUUAGUACUGGAUUGAUGUGACUUGACUCAGGACUUGAUACUUAAGACACAUGGGCUUGAGUGAGCUAUUUGGACUCAUCGAAAUGAGGUCCAAAAUAUGUAUUCUUAUGUCUAAAACUAGAAUAAAAGUCAGAGGUUUGUCUGUG